Molecule: messenger RNA, 2170 nt
Organism: Cylas formicarius (sweet potato weevil)
Lineage: Eukaryota; Metazoa; Arthropoda; Insecta; Coleoptera; Brentidae
Product: tetraspanin-33-like
Exons: 6
Coding region: 265-1170 (301 amino acids)
Biological process (GO): protein maturation; protein localization to plasma membrane
Cellular component (GO): membrane
Source: RefSeq, a predicted model, not a curated record
UAAUUACCGCUGGAAAUACCAAUCACUCGUGUGCUGAUGUUUGUUAUGUUGUGAUUCAUUUGAUUGAUCUGUGUAUGAUUUUGGGGUGUUUUUAUAUUUGGCAAUAAUUUUUUUAUACAUAACAAAUUUGCCUGCCAGUGGAACUUGUCACUCUCCCAAUAGUGUUGGAAUAACGUUUUCAAACGAAAUAUAUGUAAAAAAGUUAAUGAGAGGUUGACGUGACUGGCCUGCACAAGUUCUUUUGUUUUUACACUUUUACACAAAAUGUCUUCACAUCAUCACAGGAGGGAUUACAGAAGGCAGCCUUCAAGUAACUUCACUUACGUUAGCCCUUGUGUAAAAUAUUUAAUUUUUAUUCUUAAUUUUAUAUUUUGGCUUUUUGGGGGUCUUCUGAUAGGAAUAGGCCUCUAUGCAUUUGUCGACAAAUGGCAAUUAACCGGCUGGGUAAAAUUGGAAAAUGUUUACGAUGUUAUACUCAAUGUGUCGCUUGUAAUGGUAAUUAUGGGAGGAGUUGUGUUUAUAGUUAGUUUUGCAGGAUGUGUAGGAGCUCUCAGAGAAAACACAUGUUUGCUCAAGUUUUACUCACUCUGUCUAUUGAUAUUCUUUUUGUUAGAAAUGGCAAUAGCCAUUGUAGGAUUUGUAUUUCCCCAUUCCAUGCAAUCUAUGCUGGAAGAGAAUUUUACUGAUAAAAUCAUCCACACUUACAGGGAUGAUCCUGAUUUGCAAAAUUUUAUUGAUUUCGCUCAACAAGAGUUUCGUUGCUGUGGACUGAGUUCGGAAGGUUACAUGGAUUGGUCAAAAAACGAGUACUUCAAUUGUAGUUCACCUAGCGUUGAACACUGUGGAGUGCCUUUCUCCUGUUGCAUAAAUGCCACAGAUUUGAGCUCAAGAUUGGUUAAUAUUAUGUGUGGAUAUGGAGUCCAGACUUUGUCAGUGGCAGAGGCCAGCAAAAAGGUGUGGACAUCGGGUUGCAUAGAAAUAGUUCGGUCUUGGGCCGAACGAAAUUUGUAUACUAUAGCGGGGAUAGCGUUGGGGGUGGCUCUCUCGCAACUGUUUGUAAUAUACCUGGCCAAAACUCUGGAAGGUCAGAUAGAUCUGCAAAAGUCUAGCAUAGCGACUUAUAGUUAUGUAUCCUAUAGUCCGUUUUCCGACCCGAGCCGUUAUGACUGAACUAUUUCGGGCAGUGUACAAAAAUUGGAAAUGUGUGAUAUUCCUUAUUCGAGUUUUUUUUUUUUUAUUAUAACCGAAUAACGAUUGUACUACUUUAAGUCAUUUAUACAGGUUGUGUCUAAGAGGAAAUUAUAAUCUAAAAAAAUUAUACACAAAAUUGUUAUAUACAUUACAAUAUAUGUCUUCGAUUCCAUUGCUUUUUUUUUUGUAACUCCGGCGGAUGCACAUAUACACUGUCAUCACUGAAGUCUGCAUCAUACGGGAACAUUUUUUUUAAUGAGUUUUGCCAAAUUUUGCUUUUACUUGUCAAUACAUAAUAAAUAUCAAAUAUAGGUUUGGUUAUCUAGAAAAAUAUCUAAAAACCUUAUUGGAAAAGGUUGUUUCUUUUUCUGUUUUCUACAAAUGUGCCAAUUUUCAAAGAAAAAACGGAAAUUGUUUUUUUCACGUUUUCUCAAAAUAAUUUUUUUGUUUGGUUAGCUUUGCUUAAAAAUUACUCAAUUUGUACUUGUACGCCUUCCCUCACCAAUAUGCAAGUUAUCAUUUGACUGUUAGUAAUAUUUCUAGGUCUUGUCUGUCCAAAACCGAGCUACAAAAAUAAGGGUAGCAAUGUUUGGUGGCUCCUAAAUCGUGUCUCCCAUUGUAUUUUGAGCAAGGACUUACACAAUACAGGUGUUGAUGGUUUGUCCUCAUGAGAACUAAAGAAUAUGCUCUUGUUAAUGUUUCUUGUACUCAAGAGCAAACUGGAUAAAUAUGUGGGCAGAGCUUUUGUUAGGGCAAUCAUGAGUGUUUAUUGUGGGCCCUCGAUUCCCUAAGAUAAAAACUACCUCUCAGCCUUAAUUUAAUACCAGUGCGCUACUUGAGAAGGGCCCUUAUAUUUUAGGGAUUUUCAAUUAGAAGAGGAGGGAACUCAAUUCAUCUCCUAACCAACUGUCCAAAUUUUAAAGGUUAAAGAUUUUAAAGAUUAAGAGUAUUAGACUCUAAGAGAAUUGAACGCUUCUAG